This is a messenger RNA of Empidonax traillii (willow flycatcher), 2976 nucleotides long. It is a transcript of the gene SPATA22, whose product is annotated as spermatogenesis associated 22. The transcript is spliced from 9 exons. Gene Ontology annotation, biological process: meiotic DNA repair synthesis; homologous chromosome pairing at meiosis; regulation of meiotic cell cycle. Lineage: Eukaryota; Metazoa; Chordata; Aves; Passeriformes; Tyrannidae. The record is from RefSeq and is a predicted model, not a curated record. The coding region runs from base 86 to 997 and encodes 303 amino acids.
UCCUGCGUGGCGCAAAACUCUCUCUAAACUGAAAUCAAGUUUGGAGUAAUCAAUACCCUGUUGCCUGUUAAGACUCGGCAAAGAAAUGAAAAGGAGUUUAGCUGACACCUCAACUCGCAGCACAGCAGGUUGCCUGCCCGUGCCUCUGUUCAAUCAGAAAAAAAGAACUAGACAGCCUCUCACUUCAAAUCCACUUAAAAAUGAACCAGGUACCGGUUCUGGGACUCGUACUUAUGACUUCUCUCCCACAUCAUUUGGCUGGGGAACUGCAAACCCAGAAGUGGCUGAACUGCAGAAAGCAGCAAACAGUGGCCAAACAGAACACCAGAUGGCUCCUUCCCUCCUGAAACCACCAAAUGCAUCAAAGUUUAAUUUAGCAAAUGCUGGAAAAAACUUGGCUGCCUGCAGGAACAGAAAUGAGUAUAAUCCUUUGAGUAACCCAGCAGAUCCAAGGCCUGAUAGUGGAAUCACUCAAAAGUUUGGGAACCUUUCAAACAGUUGGAAAACUGUCCAGCAGCCAAAAAACCCUGGUAAUCGUAAUUCAUCUCAGCUCCUCAAAACAGAAACAAGCCAGCCAAACACACCCAAAGGACAGUGGCCAGUGAAACCUAACCCUGCAUCAAGAAGCCUGCAGGGUCAUAGCCCAGCAUAUAAAUUUAACUCCAAUAUUCAGCAAAAUAAAAUGAAUGAAGACCAAUUUGAUUUUGUCCCAGAAGAAAAAAUUCAGGAAGUUCCAUCAUCUCAAAUAAAAAUGAGAGAAAAAAAGAAUUCUUUGCGAAUCCUGUCUGCAGUCAUUGAAAGCCUGAGGCACUGGAGUCAAUACUCUUACAAAACUGCUCUCUUAUUUGAAGUCUUAGGCACACUGGACUCUGCAGUCACACCUGGAGCUUAUGGGGCAAAGAACUUUCUUCUGAGAGAUGGAAAGGAGACCCUGCCUUGUGUGUUUUAUGAAAUUUAUAACACCUGUAUAAAACAGCAACACACCCUGAAGCUGUAGGAAGAUUCCUCAAGGCCACAGAGGAAGUUGAAAAGAAAGAAUUAUUUGAAGGCAGAACUUCCUUGCCUUUGCCAUAUAAACACCUUUCAUGAGGGAUGGACCAUGUACAUGUUUAUGUGCCUUUGCCUUCAAACAUUGACUUUCACAGGUUAUUCCUGCUGUUUCUAUUUCCUCUUCCCCUGCUUCAAAAGCUCUGCAGCAGAUCUGUUGGGAGUUGUAAAACAAAAGACUUGUCAAGAAAAUAGCAAACAGGAUGGUUGUUUUUUUUUUAUUAUUUUAUUAUACAGUGUUGGCAAUUGGAAAUUUCACAUUUAAAAUAAUUGAAAUAUUGUAUCCAACAAGUCAAAUACAGAAAACAGUUAAUAUUCUAAAAAGGAGCCAGCUAGUCAACGCAGAAACACAUUAAUGGAAAAUACAGCUUUUAGUUACACUUAAAAAAUUAUAUAUUUAGAAUAAAACUUGAACCUGGUCCAGUAAAUUGUUCGACUUGCAACAGGAAAACGCUUGCACACAGUUUAACGCGCAGACAGUCUCUGGUUAAAAAAGUGAUCUGUCAGUGUCAGCACAUGUAUUGUCAGCAACAGCCCCCUAAUGUUCCAGUCAAGAUCUAAGGUGUGUGCUUUACUAACUGCUGGGAGAAUCACUUGCAUUGUCACCUCCACCUUCUGUGCUAAGCUGCUUCUGAGCAGGGACGUGCCAAGCAGAGCUUUGUCUGCCCACUGGUCAUGGACAUGUCUUUGAUUUCCUUGAUAUGUUAUAAAAUGUUAGAGGAGGUGGCACAUGGAAGCAUCAGCUUAACUCAUAAAAGGUGCAGAAUAUUGUAGGAUGCAGAGGUUGAUGAUUUCCCAACAGAAGCUGAGGUUUAAGGAGUAAAGCAUUUUGGUACAGCAGAGUUCUGAAUGGUAAGACUCUGCUGUAACAGUCACUUAAAAUUACAGAUGAAGCUUCAACUCUGGGGCCAGGCCUGUUAUCAACACCCCCCCCAGAGUUGCAGUCCCACUGAUUCCAGUUGAAUGAUUGAUGCUUCCAGUUCUGCACUUUGAAAGUUGCAUUAAUAAGUAAUGGCAGGAAGAGGUCGUUUUUGUCUACUGGGUAUGUUCUGGCUGUUAAUAAAAAUCUAAAAUGAUUUUACUUUCAGUAAGUGUUUAGAUCUUUGGAAAAAAACCAAAAAGUUUCUACUUUACACUAACAAAUCACUUUUUCUAGUGAAACAUUAAGUGAACAGUUGUAAACAUUACACAAAACAGAAAAAACCCUACACAAUACAGUUUAUACACACUACUCAACAUUUUUCAGUUGUUGGGUGGUUGAUUUCUUUUUUUAACCAUAUUGAUCCUGUCUUGUAUAAUGGUUCUAGUGUAAAGGCACAGGUUGGUUAGGAAAGAAAAGCCUGCAUCUCUGUCUCUUUACUUCAUGGUGAUUAUUUUCUUUUUGCAUGUUGUUUGUUAUUCCUCACUUUUCUGACUCUUGUAUGAAAAUUAUCCAUUUCAGCCAUUCAUUAAAAAAAAAAGUGUAAGACAUUACUGAAAAGCACAUUACUGUACAGAAGUGACUGAAAUUUAUUCUUCUUACUUUAGGGCAUUCCUUCAACCUAUUUUGUUAAAUAUUUAGAAGAUUUAAUUUCUUAGUCCCUGAGAGCAAAAGUGCAUAGCACGUGCUCUCUCUUUCUCAGUGUACUUCAGUCUAUGUUGGAAUCUGUAUUUUCAGAGAUUAAUAUUGGAACUUGAGAAAUUUAUGUGCAGAAUUUGCUUUUAGAGUGCCUGGAAAUGUAACGACACGACAAUUAUUCUGGAAAACAGCACAACUUUCCAUUGAAGUUUGGAAGGGUGAGGAAUGUAAACAAGACUGCAGAAGCCUUUGAUGUAUAUUAAGAUAACACAGUGAUUGUUCCAUCUGCAUUUUCUUGUACAUCCUCAACAUGUCUCUGUCUGUCCCUUCAGCAACACCUUCUGUUACAAACAAUAAAAAUGCAGGAAUCA